AUGCCCUUCAAGCUGACCGUAGUGGCUUCGGACUCCGAAUUCGACGAACUCGUCCGAUGUGAAUUUGAUGCCUAUGAGAAUCCGCAAUGCAACCUCAAAAAUCUCUUCUUUCCCAUCCAGGGUUCUUCACCUACUGCCCGCGACACAGCCAUUCAGGAUGCCGUCAAGCGCCAAAUACACUGGCACCGCUCCGACCCCUCCAGCCAAUGGAUUAAGGUGAUCGAUGUGGAGUCUGGCAAAAUCGUUGGCGCUGCCUGCUGGCACAUUUACGAGACCAACCCUUAUACCGUCACUUCCGACGAGGAGUGCAAUUGGUGGCCUACAGGCGAGGCCCGUAAUAUUGCCAAUGCACUUAUGGGGCAGUUCCUCGUUCCGCGAAUGACAUACAUGAACAAACCGCAUGUCUUCCUGGAUAUCUGCUUCACGCAUCCUACCUACCGACGGCGUGGUGUGGGCAACAUGUUGAUGGAGUGGGGUGUUCAGAAGGCCGAAGAGAAGAACCUGGAGUCUUACAUAGAUGCUACGGAAAUCGGGCGUGAGCUAUACAGCAAAUGGGGCUUUGUAGAAGGGAGACAACGAGAAUUCACGCUAGCGAGCUUCCCCGAAACUCCAAAGCGUAACGAGUUGAACGAGUUGUUGCUGCCAUUUGUGUGGUGGCCGAUGUAUAGGCCGGUAGGAGGCAAGUAUGAGGAAAACAAGGGACUAUUUCCAUGGGAUAAGAACUGGUAA
Messenger RNA from Aspergillus welwitschiae, 729 nucleotides. Its product is annotated as GNAT family N-acetyltransferase. The transcript is spliced from 2 exons. Gene Ontology annotation, molecular function: acyltransferase activity, transferring groups other than amino-acyl groups. NCBI's taxonomy places the organism in Eukaryota, Fungi, Ascomycota, Eurotiomycetes, Eurotiales, Aspergillaceae. Bases 1 to 729 code for a protein of 242 amino acids. The record is from RefSeq and is a predicted model, not a curated record.